Molecule: messenger RNA, 5937 nt
Organism: Nymphalis io (European peacock)
Lineage: Eukaryota; Metazoa; Arthropoda; Insecta; Lepidoptera; Nymphalidae
Gene: Sec71
Product: brefeldin A-inhibited guanine nucleotide-exchange protein 1
Exons: 3
Coding region: 239-5380 (1713 amino acids)
Biological process (GO): regulation of ARF protein signal transduction
Molecular function (GO): guanyl-nucleotide exchange factor activity
Source: RefSeq, a predicted model, not a curated record
CAUGUUUGUGAUGAGGUGUGAGUUGAGAGAUCUCCGUUUCGCUGAAAUGAAUUCAAUCAAAUCGUUAGUUGCAUAAAGUUUUGUGAUGUUACAUUAUAUUCUUAAGUAAUUUGAAAUUAAUAUUGCCAAUAAAAUAUACCAGUGCCUCGAUGUGAACUAUCUAAAUGUCUACGAAGUCACCGCGCACAUAAGUCGAUUCCGAUUGGAACGAAUGGAGUGAUUAAAAUAUAAACUAACGAUGCAAACCAAUCUUAAAACUAAAGAAAUGUUUAUAGUUAGAGCUUUGGAAAAGAUACUAGCCGAUAAGGACAUCAAACGAUCCUAUCACAGUCAAUUGAAAAAGUCCUGUGAAGUUGCCUUAGAGGAUAUUAAGGCUGAAUUGAAAAAUGGGGGUCAAGUUGAAUCACCUGAAAGCCCAACAUCUGGCACACUCCCUUUACCAAAAAAUGACUCGUCCAACAUCAUUACUGCUGAAAAAUAUUUCCUUCCCUUCGAAUUGGCUUGCCAAAGCAAAGCAUCUCGGAUAGUUGUAACAGCACUGGAUUGCCUCCAGAAACUUAUUGCUUAUGGUCACCUUACUGGUAACAUUCCUGAUUCAACCACACCUCGUAAACUCUUAAUUGAUAGAAUAGUUGAAACCAUUUGCAGUUGUUUUAAUGGCCCUCAAACAGAUGAAGGUGUCCAACUUCAAAUAAUCAAAGCCCUCCUAACUGUGAUAACUAGCCAGCAUGUUGAAGUCCAUGAAGGUACAGUGCUUUUGGCUGUCAGAACCUGUUAUAAUAUUUAUUUGGCAAGUAAAAAUCUCAUUAAUCAAACUACUGCAAGAGCCACUCUAACUCAAAUGUUAAAUGUUAUUUUUACUAAAAUGGAAAACCAGGCUAUAGAAUCUGAAGCAAAUAGCACUAAUCCUACUUGUGAUAGUCAUCAUAAAAUACCUAAUGGAAAUGUAAUAACCGAGGAAACAACCAAUGAAGUCAAUGAAGAAAGUAAAGAAAUUACACCAGUAACUGAUGUCGUUGAUGAAGUAUUAGAAGCAAAAAUUAUAGCUCAGCAAAUAGUGGAUUCUGUUAUUGAUAAUGCUGUUUCAAUUGCUACAAAGAAAACUACAGAAGAACGAAGCCAAAAUGGACCAGACAAUAUUGAAAAUCCAUCAGAUUCACAAGAUAGCGGCAGUGUUUCCCAUGAAAGCAAUGGUCAAAUAAAUAUUGAAACUACCAUGACGAGAAUUCCAUCACAAGAGAGUGUUGAUGUUGCUUCAGAAAUUGAUAAUUCAGUAACAGCUAAGUUCACACAUGUUUUACAAAAGGAUGCUUUUCUUGUUUUCAGAGCUUUAUGCAAACUUUCAAUGAAACCUUUACCUGAUGGUACACCUGACCCAAAAUCACAUGAACUGAGAUCUAAAAUUCUCUCCUUACAUUUACUUCUCUCUAUCUUGCAAAAUGCUGGUCCAGUUUUUAGAAAUAAUGAGAUGUUUAUAACUGCAAUAAAGCAAUAUCUUUGUGUUGCUCUAUCUAAAAAUGGAGUCAGUUCUGUACCAGAAGUGUUUGAACUUUCCCUAGCAAUAUUCUUGGCCUUGCUACAAAAUUUUAAAGUCCAUUUAAAGAAGCAAAUUGAAGUAUUCUUUAAAGAAAUUUUCAUGAACAUUUUAGAAACCACUAGCUCAUCAUUUGAACAUAAAUGGAUGGUAAUUCAAGCUCUGACAAGAAUAUGUGGUGAUGCCCAAAGUGUAGUUGACAUAUAUGUCAACUAUGAUUGUGACUUAUCAGCUGCUAAUCUUUUUCAAAGGCUCGUUAACGAUGUAUCUAAAAUAGCUCAAGGUAGACAGGCUUUAGAACUAGGAGCGACACCAAAUCAAGAAAAAUCUAUGAGAAUUCGCGGACUAGAAUGUCUUGUCUCCAUAUUAAAAUGCAUGGUAGAGUGGAGUAAAGAAUUAUACAUCAAUCCUAACAUGCAAACUACAUUAGGAGAACGACCAGCUAAAGAAGAUACAGAUCGCCAAAGCAUUAAGUCACAUGGUGGAUCAAGCCUAAGCUUGGUGUCUACAGGAUCCAGCUAUAUUGGAAAUCGGGAGACCCUGGAUUCACCUGAACAAUUUGAAGUUUUGAAACAGCAAAAAGAAGUUUGGGAAACAGGAAUUGAACUCUUUAACAGAAAACCAAAAAAAGGGGUUUCUUUUCUACAAGAACAAGGCUUACUAGGAACAUCUACAAAAGAAAUUGCAGAAUGGCUAUUAACUGAUGAAAGAUUAGAUAAAAUUUUUAUUGGUGAAUAUUUAGGUGAAAAUGAUGAUCAUUCCAAAGAAGUAAUGUAUGCAUAUGUAGAUUCAAUGAAAUUUUCUAAUAUGGAUAUUGUUGCAGCGUUACGGCAUUUCUUAGAAGGUUUUAGGCUGCCGGGUGAAGCUCAAAAAAUUGACAGAUUGAUGGAAAAAUUCGCUGCUCGUUAUUGCGAAUGUAAUCUUACUAAUACAUUAUUUAUGAGUGCUGAUACCGUUUAUGUAUUAGCAUUUUCCAUUAUAAUGCUUACAACAGAUUUACACUCACCACAGGUAAAGACUAAAAUGACAAAGGAACAAUACAUUAAGCUGAAUAGUGGUAUAAGCGACAAUAACGACUUGCCACGUGAGUAUUUAUCUCAAAUCUAUGACGAAAUAGCAGGUCAUGAGAUCAAAAUGAAAAACACAAAUAAGCCUGGGAAACAUAUGAUCUCUAACGAGAAAAAACGUAAAUUGAUAUGGAAUAUGGAAAUGGAGCAAAUAUCAACAGCAGCUAAGAAUUUAAUGGAAUCUGUUUCUCACGUACAAACUCAUUUUACAACAGCUAAACAUGUUGAACACGUACGACCCAUGUUCAAAAUGGCCUGGACACCAUUCCUUGCUGCUUUUUCGGUCGGCCUUCAAGAUUGUGAUGAUCCUGAAAUUGCUUCAUUAUGUUUAGAUGGCAUUAGAUGCGCUAUUCGAAUAGCCUGUAUUUUCCAUAUGUCACUCGAAAGAGAUGCGUAUGUUCAAGCACUAGCACGCUUCACUUUGUUAACAGCUAAUUCACCGAUUACUGAAAUGAAAGCAAAAAAUAUUGACACUAUCAAAACCCUGAUAACUGUUGCACACACUGAUGGUAAUUAUUUAGGCUAUAGCUGGUUCGACGUAGUGAAAUGCAUUUCGCAAUUAGAGUUGGCACAACUUAUUGGAACAGGAGUAAGACCACAAUUCUUGUCUGGAUCAGGAAUCAAACCUCAACCCGAUUCGUUGAAAUUCAGUCUCAUGACAUUGGAUCCGAGUGUAAAGGAGCACAUAGGAGAAACAAGCUCACAGAGCGUAGUUGUGGCAGUAGAUAGAAUAUUCACAGGAUCCACAAGACUUGAUGGUAAUGCAAUAGUUGAUUUUGUCAAAGCUCUCUGUCAAGUAUCAUUAGAUGAAUUAAGUCAUCCAACUAAUCCACGAAUGUUCUCUCUUCAAAAAAUAGUUGAAAUAUCCUAUUACAAUAUGGGUCGAAUUAGGUUGCAGUGGUCUAGGAUAUGGCAAGUGCUAGGUGACCACUUUAAUAAAGUAGGCUGCAAUGCCAAUGAAGAUAUAUCAUUUUUUGCAGUUGAUUCUUUGAGACAACUAUCCAUGAAAUUCAUAGAAAAAGGCGAAUUUGCCAAUUUCAAGUUCCAAAAAGACUUUUUGCGACCAUUCGAACACAUUAUGAAGAAGAAUAGCUCGCCAACAAUAAGAGAUAUGGUUGUUAGAUGCAUCGCUCAAAUGGUCAACUCGCAAGCACCGAAUAUAAAAUCUGGUUGGAAGAACAUAUUUUCAGUAUUUCAUUUAGCAGCAAGUGACCAAGAUGAAGCGAUUGUUGACUUAGCAUUCCAAACCACUGGCAAAAUUAUAACAGAACUGUAUGAAAAACAGUUUCCCGCUAUGAUAGAUUCUUUCCAAGACGCGGUAAAAUGUUUAUCUGAAUUUGCUUGUAAUGCUAAAUUCCCGGAUACAUCUAUGGAAGCUAUUAGACUAGUCAGAUCCUGUGCAACAGCAGUGGGAACCUCUCCACAACUGUUUGCUGAACAUGCUGGGCUCGAAGGAGAACAAGGUGCACCUGAAGUCGAUAGAGUAUGGCUACGUGGCUGGUUUCCCCUUCUUUUCUCACUAUCGUGUGUAGUAAGCCGUUGCAAACUUGACGUCCGCACUAGAGGAUUAACUGUCCUCUUUGAGAUUAUUAAAACACACGGUGAAUCAUUCCGUCCUCAUUGGUGGAGAGAUCUAUUUAAUAUCUUGUUUAGAAUAUUUGAUAAUAUGAAGUUACCUGAACAUCAGUUAGAGAAAAACGAAUGGAUGACUACGACAUGCAAUCACGCGUUGUAUGCUAUCGUCGAUGUCUUCACGCAGUAUUUUGACAUUCUCGGUUCCCUUUUACUCGAACAGCUUUAUGCACAGUUACAUUGGUGCGUUCAGCAAGAUAACGAACAGCUUGCGAGAUCAGGAACCAAUUGUUUGGAAAAUCUAGUCAUAUCGAAUGGAACUAAAUACGACGAAGAAACCUGGAACAAAACUUGUCAGAUAAUGUUAGAUAUAUUUAACAGCACUUUGCCUACUACAUUACUAACAUGGAAACCUGAGGAAGGUGAAGACGGUGAAACACCUCAAGUACGCCAUGGCAUAUUAAAGAAACCACAAGGAGGAGAUGAGGUGAAAUCCUCUAAUCGAAUUUUUAACAGUCUUCUCAUAAAGUGUGUGGUGCAGUUGGAACUUAUCCAAACAAUUGAUAAUAUCGUAUUUUAUCCUGCUACUUCAAGAAAGGAAGAUGCUGAAACAUUAGCACUGGCUGCUGCCGAAUUGACUGGUGGCACUCCAGGAACGGAACAAGAAUGUCAACGUGAAGAACAAGGCAUGUACAGAUUACUAAGUUCACCGCAUUUACUACGACUCGUUGAAUGUCUAAUGUGCAGUCAUCGAUUUGCUAAAACGUUUAACACGAACAACGCGCAAAGGAAUGUGCUUUGGAAGGCGAAUUUCAAGGGCUCAGUUAAACCGAACAUGCUGAAACAGGAGACCCAAUCACUCGCUUGUGUGUUGCGAAUAUUAUUUAAAAUGUACAGCGACGAAGCGCGUAGAAGCCACUGGCCGGCUGUACAAAAAAGUCUAAUAACUAUUUCUUGUGAAGCACUCGAAUACUUUGGUUCGUUGACGAAUGAAGCUCACAGAGACGCGUGGACAUCGAUACUUCUUCUCAUUCUUACGAGAAUACUUAAAAUGCCCGAUGAACGUUUUGCGGCGCACGUAUCGAGCUACUACCCGAUGCUCUGUGAAAUAACUUGCUUCGACCUCAAGCCGGAGCUGCGGUCGGUGCUCAGACGAGUAUUCAUUCGCAUCGGACCAGUUUUCAAUAUUAUCUCUAACACGCAAUAAAUUGCUUAUUAUUUACAAACGAAAUGGCCUUAUAGUUUAGUAGGUUAAAGUAUGACUUUGAUGUUAAUAUAACUAUUUAUAAAGACGAGCCACCCUUCUAUGGGGAAAAAUACAAUAAUCUGUUAUAAGCUAAAGUCCCUAGGAGGUGUGUCUGUCGAUGAAUAAAAAACAUUUGUUAAUUUCAUAAAUUUUUAAUGUUAUGACAGCAUCAGUACUUCAGUAGUAUUAAAAGUGAUCUAUUAUACAUAGACUGUAGUAGUCUUAUAGUCUAAUUUAUAUAAAUUAUUUGAUUAUCAAAGUUAAAAUUUAAAUUGUAUAAUAAAAAUCAUAGAUGUUGUAACUAUUAUAGUUUAUUCUGUAUAUUUGAGGUUUUUACAAUACGGGGGGCUGAUUUCACUCACCGCUGAUAGCUUUGUGUUUUCUUUCUUGCUAGACUGAUCAAACUGUGAUUGUGAUGUAUUUCACAGCUUUCCAUGCCCUUUCAUUUUCUAAUUGAGUGAUUUCAGAACUCGAAAGCAAACUGAUUAUAUUAUCACUUAUAAAAUAAAUAAAAUGAU